AUGGAGGCUGAGUUGCUAACUGCCCGGUCCCACACACUGGUGACCUUCAAGGACAUACUUGUGAACUUCACCAGGGAAGAGUGGAAACUGCUGGACACUGCUCAGCAGAUCAUGUACAAAGAUGUGAUGCUGGAAAACUACAGAAACCUGGUGUCUUUAGGGCAUCAGCUUCCCAAACCAGAUGUGAUCCUGCGGUUGGAGAAGGGGGAGGAGCCGUGGCUGGUGGAGAGAGAGAUUCACCAAGAGACCCAUCCAGAUUUGGAAACUUCCAUUGAAAUUAAAUCAACUUCCACUAAGAGCAUUUCUAAUGAUAAAUACUCUUGUGAUGUUAAAAUGGAAAGAAUGGCAAAGAGUGAUCUCUGGUAUUUGUCACUGGAAGAAGUCUGGACUUGUGGUGGUCAGUUGGACAGGCCCCAGGACAGCCAGGAGAGACAUCUGAGGCACCGUCUUAUCCAUACUGGAGAAAAACCUUAUGAAUGUAAGGAAUGUGGAAAAUCUUUCAGCCGAAGUUCUCACCUCAUAGGACAUCAAAAGACUCAUACUGGUGAAGAACCAUAUGAGUGUAAAGAGUGUGGAAAAUCCUUCAGCUGGUUCUCUCACCUUGUUACCCAUCAGAGAACUCAUACAGGAGACAAACUGUACACAUGUAGUCAGUGUGGAAAGUCUUUUGUUCACAGCUCUAGGCUUAUUAGGCACCAGAGAACUCACACUGGAGAGAAACCCUAUGAAUGUCCUGAAUGUGGGAAAUCUUUCAGACAGAGCACACAUCUCAUUCUGCAUCAGAGAACUCAUGUUAGAGUGAGGCCCUAUGAAUGCAGUGAAUGUGGGAAGUCUUACAGCCAGAGAUCUCACCUUGUUGUCCAUCACAGAACUCACACUGGGCUGAAACCCUUUGAGUGCAAAGACUGUGGAAAAUGCUUCAGUCGAAGCUCUCACCUUUUCUCACAUCAGAGAACCCAUACUGGGGAGAAGCCAUACGAAUGUCAUGACUGUGGAAAAUCCUUCAGCCAAAGUUCUGCCCUCAUUGUGCACCAGAGAAUUCAUACUGGAGAGAAACCAUAUGAGUGUUGUCAGUGUGGGAAAGCCUUCAUUAGAAAGAAUGACCUUAUUAAGCAUCAGAGGGUUCAUGUUGGAGAUGAGACCUAUAAAUGUAAUCAGUGUGGAAUCAUCUUCAGCCAGAACUCUCCACUUAUAGUGUAUCAAAUAGCUCAUACUGGAGAGCAGUUCCUAACAUGUAAUCAGUGUGGGACAGCACUUGUUAAUACCCCUAAUGUUAUUAGAUACCAGACAAAUCUUAUUAGGGAAAAUGCAUAUUAA
Molecule: messenger RNA, 1317 nt
Organism: Budorcas taxicolor (takin)
Lineage: Eukaryota; Metazoa; Chordata; Mammalia; Artiodactyla; Bovidae
Gene: ZNF10
Product: zinc finger protein 10
Exons: 5
Coding region: 1-1317 (438 amino acids)
Biological process (GO): negative regulation of transcription by RNA polymerase II
Molecular function (GO): DNA-binding transcription repressor activity, RNA polymerase II-specific
Source: RefSeq, a predicted model, not a curated record